AAUAAACAACUAAGUGACAACAACAGUGAUCACUGAUUGAUGCACAUGUAUUUGUUGAUGAGUGUUUUAAAGCACAAUAUCUGCUAAAUAGUAAAUUCCUUUUAUGUUUGCUUUUUACUGGAUGACAAAUUUCUCUGAUGGAUUUGCUACCGAAAAGCAGUAGUGAGUUUCAGUCUGUAGAUUAUUGGGACAAGUUCUUCAAGAAGCGUGGUGGAGCUGCAUUUGAGUGGUAUGGUGAAUAUGGAGAUUUGUGUGGAAUUCUGCACAAGUACAGUAAAUGCACUGAUGAUGUCCUUAUGGUAGGAUGUGGAAACUCAGUGCUUAGCGAGGACCUGUACGAUGUUGGCUACCACCAGCUGGUGAAUAUUGAUAUUAGUGCGGUAGUUAUCAAACACAUGACGACAAAGAAUGCAGAGAAAAGACCAGAGAUGAAGUUCAUUGAGAUGGAUGUACAGAAGAUGACGUUUGAAAACGAACAUUUCAAUGUAGUAAUGGAUAAAGGAACGCUAGACGCCAUAAUGUCCGAUUCAGAGCCUGCCACUGUAAAGAGUGUCCAAUACAUGUUUUCUGAGAUUGAUCGUGUGGUGAAGUAUGGAGGGCGCUACAUAUGCAUUUCACUGGCACAGCAACAUAUAGCAAAGGAACUAGUCACAUGGUUUACUAGCAAAUUUUGGCUGGUGCGUGUACACAAAGUGAUCAGAGAGAGUGGUUCCGAGAAGAAAUCUGACUUUGCUCUCCCUGUCUUUGUUUUUGUGUGCACUAAAUUCAAACCAAUCAUGGCAAGCAAGGCUCCACUUCCAUUAGAUGUCUUCUUCACCAAGAAUUCUAGUAAUCUACGUUUGGAAUCAGCUGAGGCUGUGGUAGCUGCUAUCAAAGCGCAACAAGAUUAUCAUGUGCUCAGCCACUCACUACAAACAAGGUCUGUGGAUGAAGAACAGUUGUCUUUCCAAUUAUUUAAUGCAAAUAAACCAACAACUCCACGUUUCACUCUCUAUGUUGUGGAUAGAAAAAGUGUGGUUGCCCCUAGUAACCAUUUUGCUGUCUUCAUUGUUCCACAAGGAAGGGAGGUUGAGUGGCUGUUCAGUAACCCAAAGGGACGUCUUCAACUUGCUGAAUCUGCCGGAUUCAAACGUUUAGUUGUUGUUUUGCUGCAUCGAGACAACCAAUAUGAUAGUUUGCAGUCUAUCCAAGAUGAGCUAUCGGGUAAUAUAAUGGAACUCUCACCUGCUGAUCUGCCUGGAAACACCAAGGUACCAUUCCUAUCCAUCGGGAAUGACAUCGGGAAGAGAACGAUAGUACAGAGUGGCACCAGUGAACUGAGCGGAGACUUUGUUGUGGAAGAUGUGCAAGUGCAGGGGGAAAAUCCUGUCAGACGACUCAUAUUCAUGAAGACACAACAUCACAUCCAAUCAGAAUCUAAACUGAAGACAGUUUCAGUCAGAGGAAAGGGUGGCAAAAGAACAUCUAAACUAGUUGUUGAUAGGAACUACGUUAGCUUUGAAAACCACAAAGCAAUAAUUGCUGGCCUAGCUUUGAUUCCGAACUUUGAUCGACUAAUACAAUCAGCUUGGAAAUUUCUCCUGAUUGGUUUAGGAGGUGGAAGCCUACCAGUAAUUUUGCAUUCGAUGUUCCAAACAGUGGAUUUAGAUGUGGUAGAAUUGGACCCUACAAUUAUCAAAGUUGCCAAAGAAAAUUUUGGUGUGGCCCCUGAUAAACGACUGAAACUGCUUGAAGGGGACGGUAUUAAGUUCAUUGAGGACAGGUCAGACAUGGGUGGUAAUUUAUACGAUGUUAUCUGCUUUGACGUGGACAGUAAAGAUACAGGCGUUGGUAUGACGUGUCCACCUAAGGAAUUUCUCGAAAAAACUCUUCUAUUGAAAGUUCAAUCUUUGUUGAAACCAAAAGGUCUGUUUGCAUUAGUUUUCGGCUGUCGAGAAGAUAACUUGAAAGCAUCAUCAUUAGUCAAAAUUAAAGAAGUCUUCCCCGUCGUGAUCAUGAAACCUAUAGAAGGGGAGGUGAACUGUGUUGUUUACGCAUCGUGUAACACAGACGAAGACAUAUGGAAGGAGACGCAAAAAGAGCACUUACCGCCAGCAGUUCGCUUGCUUCAGAGUAAAGUGAAGAAAUUGAGUAGCGAAGAGUUUGAUGUUGCAGAAAUGUUCUCAGAAAUGAGAAUACAAUGAAGAACUCAAAUGGUGCUAUCUAACUUAUAUAGAACAAUUAUAUUAUACUAAGAACAAAUGUUGCUGGUGUUGCUCCAUUUUCUUGAACAUUGAAUCUUGUUUCAAGAAGGCAGAAAAAUAAAGUUAUAUCAGUACAAUUAUAUAUAUAU
Anneissia japonica is the source of this 2332-nucleotide messenger RNA. Its product is annotated as eEF1A lysine and N-terminal methyltransferase-like. The coding region runs from base 138 to 2183 and encodes 681 amino acids. NCBI's taxonomy places the organism in Eukaryota, Metazoa, Echinodermata, Crinoidea, Comatulida, Comatulidae. The transcript is spliced from 14 exons. The record is from RefSeq and is a predicted model, not a curated record.